Arachis ipaensis is the source of this 2097-nucleotide messenger RNA. RefSeq names its product CBS domain-containing protein CBSCBSPB3. Lineage: Eukaryota; Viridiplantae; Streptophyta; Magnoliopsida; Fabales; Fabaceae. The record is from RefSeq and is a predicted model, not a curated record. Gene Ontology annotation, molecular function: protein binding.
CUCCUCCUCCACCGCCUCCAGAAAAUCCGAGAACGGCGGAACCUCCUCCAAACCUCCGUCUCCACCUCCGCCGCAACCGGGGGAUGGUGGAGAAAGGACGGUUAAGAAGUUGCGGUUGUCGAAGGCGCUGACGAUUCCCGAUGGGACAACUGUCUACGACGCCUGCCGGAGAAUGGCAGCCCGCCGCGUUAACGCCGUCUUGCUCACUGAUUCCAAUGCUCUCCUCUCCGGAAUUCUCACUGACAAGGAUGUGGCUAGUAGAGUUAUUGCGGAGGGGCUGGUGCCAGAGCAAACACCGGUCUCCAAAGUUAUGACACGCACUCCUAUAUUUGUCACUUCUGAUACACUCGCCAUCGAAGCUCUUCAGAAGAUGGUCCAAGGUAAAUUCAGGCACUUGCCUGUUGUGGAAAAUGGUGAAGUCAUUGCCAUGCUGGAUAUCACCAAAUGUCUAUACGAUGCCAUAUCUAGGAUGGAGAAGGCAGCUCAGCAAGGGAGUGCCAUUGCAGCUGCAGUUGAGGGGGUGGAGUUGCAAAGGGGUAGUAAUGGAUCUGCUGCAAGUGCUUUCAUAGAAACAUUGAGGGAGCGCAUGUUUAAGCCUUCCUUGUCAACUAUAGUUGGUGAAAAUUCAAAGGUUGCUAUUGUAUCAUCAUCAGAUCCUGUCCAAGUAGCUGCAAAAAAGAUGCGGGAGUUGCGUGUCAAUUCAGCUGUGAUUGCAAAUGAAACCAAGCUUCAAGGGAUACUUACUUCCAAGGACAUCCUUAUGCGUGUUGUGGCUCAAAAUCUUGCUCCUGACACCACUCCAGUAGAAAAGGUAAUGACUUCAAACCCUGAACAUGCAUCAUUAGAGACAACAAUCAACAAUUCUCUCCAUAUGAUGCAUGAUGGGAAGUUCUUACAUCUUCCAGUGGUGGACAAAGACGGCAACAUUGCUGCUUGUUUGGAUGUUUUGCAAAUAACAACUGCUGCAAUUUCUCUGGUUGAAAGUAGCUCUGGAACUGUUAAUGAUGUGGCAAACUCAAUUAUGCAAAAAUUUUGGGACUCAGCUUUAGCGCUAGAGCCACCAGAUGAUUAUGACACUCAGAGUGAAGCUUCCGGGAUAAUGAAUUCAGAUGGAGCAGAUACUGCGAAGUCUACAUACCAAUCUGUAGGUCAUGGAAAUUCGUUUAUUUUUAAAUUUGAGGAUCCUAAUGGUCGAGUGCAUCGAGUCACCUGUGGAGCAGAAAAUCUAGAUGAACUUGUAUCUGCUAUCAUGGAAAGGGUCAGUAAUAAUGACAGAUCACGCCCCGUAAUUUUGUAUGAUGAUGAUGAAGGUGAUAAAAUUGUUAUUGCAAACGAUAGUGAUCUCGUAUCUGCUGUCAGCUAUGCUCGAUCUGCAGGACUGAAGGCCUUGAAGUUGGAUUUGGAGUUUACAGAUUCAGCUAAACCCGUGACACCAGAGUCUGCAAUAGCCAUGACCACAACCACAGCUACAAGACGGAAAACAGGUGGUGGCAUGUUGUCCAUUCGCUCGAGUAUUUUUGCAGGUGCUGUUGUUCUAACGAGCAUUGGCGUGGUGGCUUACUUGAAGCGCUCAAAUCAGUGAUUUCUUCACCAGUUGGAAAACACAACAGGCAGUAAAAAUCAUACUGGAUAAACUCCUUAGCUUUAUUGUCACUUAAAUCUUCAUUCAUUGCAGCAAGGUGAUGUGAAAGUUCUCCUCUAUAUUUUGUAGUUGUUUUAGCCAAUGCUUGUGAGGGUUGUUUGGUUUUGCAUAUAUUUUUAAGAGAUAUGUUACGUGUACGUAUUAAGUGUCAGACAUUGUGUCGACUCAUUUCUCGUAGAUGGGAUGUGAGACGGCACGACGUUUAACACGUAAUACGUUACAUGGAACACUUUUCUAUUUCUGACUCCAAUGUAAUUGUUAGUUACCUGUUACCACUUCUGCUUGCAAGUGAAAAUAUGUAAAAGAUAAAACCGUGGCAUGAAUACUCAAAUGUCAUAGUAUUCAACACUUGCAAUUCCUGAAAUAUGUGAACUAACAUCAUUGAGGAUUAUAAUUAUCCUCCAAGUUUUGUGAUCGGUGUAUUACCAUGUAAUGUAGGCAGAGUUUUUCGUUCA